UGUGUAAUCGUCACUGGGGUCGCAGUGAUGAUGGCGCUGAGGGGCGCAGUGUUCAGAUUGGUAUCUGAAGACGUUUUAAAAGCACAAAACCUGACGAACAGAUUCAACCAUCAAACCCAGCAGAGGUGUGGCUUUCGCAAGGUAGCGAAGAAGGGUGUGGCAGAAGAAGCCGUGCAAAAUGAAGUCAAAGUCAAGAAGACUGUGGAUCCCCUGCCGGACCCACCAGCUCCACAACGCUCCAGCAAAUCCUUUGGCAGGCUUGUCAAACCAUUUGUCUUCACCGUAGGGUUUACAGGUUGUUCGUUUGGAGGUGCUGCAAUAUGGCAGUACGAAAGUUUGAAAUCUCGUGUACAGACUUAUUUUGACGAUGUCAAAGCGGACUGGCUGGAGAAGAUUCGGCCACAGAAACAGGGAGAUUUACGCAAACAGGUAAACCAGUGGUGGAACAAUUUAAGUGAAGGACAGAAAACUGUAACCGGCAUUAUUGCAGCUAAUGCGUUGGUGUUUUGUUGUUGGAGGAUUCCAUCUCUGCAGCGUUUCAUGCUCAAGUACUUCACAUCUAACCCCUCUUCCAAGGCACUGUGUUGGCCCAUGCUGCUGUCCACAUUCAGUCAUUAUUCUCUUUUUCACAUGGCCACAAACAUGUACGUGUUGUGGAGUUUCUCUUCCAGCAUCAUCAACAUGAUGGGCAAAGAACAGUUUGUGGCCCUUUACCUGUCUGCAGGUGUGAUUUCUACAUUUGUCAGUUAUGUGUGUAAAACAGCGACGGGCCGGAUGGGUCCAUCUCUGGGGGCGUCAGGGGCCAUCAUGACAGUUCUAGCAGCUGUCUGCACCAAAAUGCCCGAAGCCAAAUUGGCCAUCAUCUUCCUCCCCAUGUACACCUUUACUGCUGGAAACGCUCUUAAAGCCAUUGUUGCCUUGGAUACAGCUGGCUUGAUUCUGGGAUGGCGUUUCUUUGAUCAUGCAGCUCAUUUAGGAGGGGCGUUGUUUGGCAUUUGGUAUAUAAUGUAUGGCCAUGAGCUUAUUUGGAAGAACAGAGAGCCCCUAGUGAAGAUGUGGCAUGACUUUAGAUCAAGAGGUCCUGGCGCUGGUGGUAACGGCUCACUUUAGAGCAUUGCCUUAUGGGUAGAAAAUAGACCCAUGAAGGAGGAAGAGAGGAUUUUUGAGAAAUGGAAACACACUCACACACACACAAAUGUUUAUAGACUACAUGUUGUCUUCUCAUAUUAAGUUGAGUGUGUGUGUUUGUGUGUGAGGAGUUGUUUGUCAGAGCAAAGUCCUCUUUCGGUUGUCACACUGGGUAACAGUAGUGUAACUGUGAUGUCACUAUGCCCCGCCCCUGAAUUUAGAUUUGAAUCCAAGGGAAGGCAAAUGUAAUGAGGGGCGGAGCUUCAUCACAACAUUCACAAUACGGUCUCAUACAAAGUGGCUAUUGACACCAUCUACAGAAAACGAAAUGUUGAAUAUAUUCUGUAACUGUCAUUUUGAGAAAUAAAUACUUAUUUAAAAAUC
Messenger RNA from Triplophysa dalaica, 1512 nucleotides. RefSeq names its product presenilin associated, rhomboid-like b (gene parlb). The record is from RefSeq and is a predicted model, not a curated record. Gene Ontology annotation, molecular function: serine-type endopeptidase activity. The coding region runs from base 28 to 1110 and encodes 360 amino acids. The transcript is spliced from 10 exons. Lineage: Eukaryota; Metazoa; Chordata; Actinopteri; Cypriniformes; Nemacheilidae. Gene Ontology annotation, cellular component: membrane.